Molecule: messenger RNA, 954 nt
Organism: Paramecium pentaurelia
Lineage: Eukaryota; Ciliophora; Oligohymenophorea; Peniculida; Parameciidae
Source: the annotation of a GenBank genome assembly
AUGCCCCCUAAAACUCAAAAAUAAAAAGAAGAAGAAGCAGCUAGAUUAGCAGAAGAGCAAAGAUUGAGAGAAGAAGAAGAGGAAAGAUAGAGAAAAGAAUUAGAGAAAUAUAAAAUUAAUAAACUCAAUAAUACUAAGUAAUUGAAUAUCUUUUAACAUCAGUUUGCCAAUGCCAAUCACAAAAUACUAUAUUGAGUAUGUAUAUCCACACCCAGAACCACAUAAGGCUACAAUGGAAUAUUUGCGUAAAGUAUAAGCAUAUUAUAAAUUAUAAGAUAGCUGAAAUUUAUAACUGCAAAGAUCAAUUGCGAGAUAUAGAUAUUUAGAUAGCAGCUGAUGUAUUGAUAAAUGAUCUAAUAUUUGCAAAAUCAUUAAAAAGUUUGAAUGAUGAAUGUGUAUAAGUAUUGGUAAACAUAUUAUUUUUAUCAUUCACAAAUAAUAACAAUAAGUUUAGUCAGGAAAUGAGAUAUAAUAAUACUCUAUAACAAAAGAAUGUAGUUACAGAUGCAGAAUUAUUUAAUAAUUUAUUGAAAAUACAUGCAGAAGUAGGUUAUUUUCGAUCUAUGCAUAUAUCACCUAUUAAAGAUCAUUUCUAAAUUUAUUUAAAUCAUUUAGAUUUGAUUAAUUAGGCAUUUAUAUCAAAUUAAAGACCUUUGGAACUUCAUAUGGACUUAUAGAUGGACAUGCCUUUGUAACCAUUGCCUUUAGAUGAAGCUUUGAUUUAUCGACCAUUUGAACAAAAGGCUGAAGAUGAUGGAUAAAUUGAAACAGUUGACUAAGAAGAUUAAUAAGCUCCACCAGAACCAACUGAUGAGGAAUUAUUGGACCCAAUAAUUAUGGAAGCAAUACAAAAAAAACUUGAUUUGGCAAAAUAAGAAUUAGAAGAGAAAUUAGUAUCAAGAUAAAAGGAUAUGGAAGAAAAAUUAAUGAGUAUGGCCACAAAAAAGAAAUGAU